Messenger RNA from Plutella xylostella (diamondback moth), 719 nucleotides. It is a transcript of the gene CCHa2, whose product is annotated as neuropeptide CCHamide-2. Lineage: Eukaryota; Metazoa; Arthropoda; Insecta; Lepidoptera; Plutellidae. The record is from RefSeq and is a predicted model, not a curated record.
ACACCGGAGGAACACAUUCUAACAACCAACCUGUAGGGUAAAGCAGAGGCUCGCGGCUGUCAAAUUUGAAAUUAGAAUACCGUAAAAGUUUAAAGUUCGUACUGGCCGGUGAGAAGUGUGGUACGGAAAGGAUUAAGAAUAAACGUGUAACGAUGGCGCAACAUCUCACGGCUCUGGCAGUCAUUAUUCUGCUGAUCACACAGGGGAUCAGCGCGAAACGGGGGUGUUCAGCUUUUGGACAUUCCUGUUUCGGCGGCCACGGCAAGAGAUCCGGAGACAACGCUGGUAUUGAGACCCAAAACGGUGACAACCCUAACUACCGUCGUCAGCUCGGGCAGGAGGAGACCCCCCCGCACCCCGGCUACCCGCGCUCCGCCCCCGCCCCGCUGUCACCCGGGGACGACAUCAUCCCUAUCCGGGACGGCGGCGUCUAUGACCACGACGAGAACAACGCCAUGAAGGAGUACAUGAAGUUCAGACUCAGGAGUAUCGUGAAACACUGGAUGGAUAACUACAGGCGGACCCAGCAGAGCGGCGACGAUGGCUUCUACGUCGGAAAUUUGUAAAUUAACUUAUAAAAUUAUUAAAAAUAUCGUUGCAGAACACUAUGUUAUACUGAACCUGACCUGUGCCGCGAUACCUCCCUAAGUACCUAUCACUUGUUUUUGUCAAGUAUACAUUUCUGCUUAGUUGCAAAGGUAUACACUAUAGAUUCCUGG